AUGAAGUAUUUUCCACAGGUUGGCAACAUGGAGAGUGCAGAUUUACUAUUGGUUGCCGCCGACGGGCGUAAGCUUCCUGCGCACGAAUGUAUUCUGCGUGCGCGAGCACCCGGGUUUUACCAGCGACACGUCGAGGCUACCGUAGCUGCUAUGGGAAAGCAGGAGGGACGCCUGCGAGAGGUGGCCAUCGGCGACAUCGACUCGUCGGGCCUCGAAUUUUUCAUUCAUUCCGUUUACACAGAAGACGAGAUGGCUCAGUUUCCGUCUCAGCUUGAAGAAGAGCGCCGUAAGCCUUUGACUUACUGUCACACUUACAAACAUACAUAUAAAAUGAUACAGACGUUCCUCGCCUAG
Cylicostephanus goldi is the source of this 354-nucleotide messenger RNA. The record is from the annotation of a GenBank genome assembly. NCBI's taxonomy places the organism in Eukaryota, Metazoa, Nematoda, Chromadorea, Rhabditida, Strongylidae.